ACAAAAUGUAACUCAUGCACCAACCCCCUGAACCAAUUCUGCUAAACCACAAGCACAAUUCCUGCUUUACACUCAAAUUGCAGUUCUAAAACACACUUUUUCCAAAACUCUACACACAAUUGUCAUGAAGAAAAUCUCUUGUUUUCACAAGGAACACACUGUUAUUCAAAACUCUAAAGUUAAUUGCCCUACUAUGCACACUGACUCCUCACAUGGGCAAACACCUAACACACAUGUUUCCACUCAGCAAUCAGAGCUUUAGCAUAAAAGGGCAACAGGUGAGCUCUUCUGUUUUGGAGCAAUGGAGGCCAAUGUUGUAAACAGAGCCAGAGCCAGAGGAGUGAGAGUAAGAGGAGGACGAUGGGGAGGACGAGGACGCGGAAAGCCAAGGACAAUCAUUUCUGAUGAGAUCCGAGCCACUUUGGUUGACCAUGUGGUCAACCAUGGCCUAACAAUGAGGGAGGCUGGGCAAAGAGUACAGCCAAAUUUGAGCAGGUACACUGUAGCAUCCAUCAUCCGGACUUUCCGCAAUGAGAAUAGAACUGAAAGAUUACCAACAAGAGGUGGACGGGGCCGUCUUCUGUCUCCUGAACAGGAAACAGAGAUCAUGAACAUGGUUCUUGAAAAUAACGCCAUUACCUUACGGCAAAUACAAAGAAAAAUAAUAGAAAACAAUGAGAUAUUUCAAAAUAUUGAUAGGGUAAGUUUAUCAACGCUGGACCGUGUCUUGCACAGAAAUAAACUGAGGAUGAAGCAGGUCUACAGGGUGCCAUUUGAGCGCAAUUCAGAAAGAGUCAAAGAAUUGCGAUAUAACUAUGUGCAAAGAGUCCUUGAGCUGGAGGUGGAUGCAGUGGAGCACCAGUUCAUCUUCAUUGAUGAGGUUGGAUUCAACCUCACAAAAAGACGAAGGAGGGGAAGGAAUAUAAUCGGCCAGCGUGCCAUUGUUGAAGUCCCUGGCCAGCGCGGAGGGAACAUCACAAUGUGUGCAGUGAUGACCCACCAUGGCAUCAUCCAUCACCAUGCUACCCUUGGCCCCUACAACACUGCCCAUCUGAUCACAUUCCUGGACACCCUACACAACACACUCGUUCCACCAGAUCAGAUGGACGGCCCAGAGCAGCUCAGGUACGUUGUCAUUUGGGACAACGUAAGCUUCCACCGGGCUGCUCUGGUUCAUAACUGGUUCACUGACCACCCACGCUUUUCAGUUGUUUAUCUCCCUCCAUAUUCUCCAUUCCUCAAUCCUAUUGAGGAAUUUUUUUCUGCCUGGAGAUGGAAAGUGUACGACCUAAAUUCAGAAACGCGUAUACCCCUUUUCCAAGCUAUGGAAGACGCAUGUGGAGAUAUAGCAGUUGAUGCUUUUCAUGGCUGGAUUCGCCAUGCUAGGUGAUAUUUCCCCCGCUGCUUGGCCAGGGAAAACAUUGCUUGUGAUGUAGAUGAGGUGCUGUGGCCAGACCGAAACAGAAGAGAGGAUGCAGCAUAGUUUAUUUUGUUUUGUUUUUUUAUUAUUAACUGUAUACAGUAAAAUCUUCUGCACUGUAUGUGCAACUUUGUGUCGGUUGGGAUGUACACUGUGUACAUUGUUUUGUGGGAAAAAUAAAACAUGUUUGUUACAGUAUAUUUGUGUGUUCUGAGUAUAAAAACAAUAUUCUAAAAUAUUUUACAACGCACUUAUGUAUUUAAUGUCUGUAGUAAGUGUAACACUGAACAAAAAGUCAUUAUGAUGAAUGGAGAAUGGUGUUUUACACUGAGCACAUCAGUGUUUAAAUGCUUUUUUUAAUUGUCUGUUCAUAUGAUAGUUUGUGUGUGUCAUCUGAACACAAAAUGGCCUUUUGUGAAGAGAUAAAACUGUUUUGAAUGUAAAGUUUCAUUU
Molecule: messenger RNA, 1873 nt
Organism: Astyanax mexicanus (Mexican tetra)
Lineage: Eukaryota; Metazoa; Chordata; Actinopteri; Characiformes; Acestrorhamphidae
Exons: 3
Coding region: 302-1390 (362 amino acids)
Molecular function (GO): nucleic acid binding
Source: RefSeq, a predicted model, not a curated record